UGCCCCAAGGGCAAUGUGACAGCCAGCACCCCCAGGGCCGUCCAGCCCGGCACCAGCCUCACCCUGUCCUGCCAGCUGGGACCUGCCUCCUGCUGGGCAGCGAUUUUCCUCAACAGCUCUGAGCAGAUCAGGGAGUGGGGAGGCUCAGUGAGCAGAACCUUUGUGCUCACUGCCUAUGGCAAGCACACCUUCACCUGCAAAACCAUCUGCAACAGGACAAACCUCGUCUGUGGCAUCGAUAUCUGGUGUGGAAAUCCUCCAGACCAGCCCAGGAACGUGUCCUGUAUCCAGUACGGGACACGGGGACACCCCACCUGCACCUGGGACAAAGGGAGGCACACCUACCUCCACACAGUCUAUAGAAUAGAGCUCUCCAAUGGGACUGAUGCCUUUUGCUUUCCAGAAGAAUUUCCCAAUCAGGAGUUUGGCUCUCGGGCUCAGAGCAAGCUGGAUUUUCACUCCAAUUACACCGUGGUGGUUUCUGCCUCCAAUGAAUUAGGAAAUGCCUCUUCCCAGCCACUCACCUUCAUGUUGAUAGACAUAGUGAAGCCACAUCCUCCCGACUUUUUGGUGGAAUUUGAUGAUUCUUCUGCCACCAGCUGCACCAUUUCCUGGCAGGGUGAAGCACAAGCACAGCACUGCAGGCUGAGGUAUCGCCCCCUCAGCAGGCACACCUGGAGCACGGUGGAAAGCUCCAGCAGGGAGAAAUGUCACCUGCGGGGGCUGGAGCCGGACACGGAGUACGAGUUCCAGGCGAGCUGCAGGAUGCUGCCGGGCCGAGGGCUGUGGAGCGACUGGAGCAGGAGCCCGAGCCGCACCCCGGCAGCAGUGCCAACUGGGGUUCUGGAUGUCUGGUACCGGCAGCAGGACCUGGACUCUGGCCACCAGAACCUCUCCCUUUUCUGGAAGGCUCUGAGCAAGGCAGAGGCAGGAGGGCGAACCCUGGGGUACACGGUGACCCUGGAGGGGGGGCUGCCAGCACAGAGCCACCAGACCAGCCAGACCAGCUUCUCCAGGGUCACCCCCCGGCUGGGACACAGGGUGACGGUCACUGCCCGCAGCCCCCGGGGCAGCUCGGCCCCUGCUGCCAUCCUGAGCCAGCUGGGCAGCACAGACCUGCCCCCUCCUGAGCGAGUCUCUGCCGUGGCCCUGGGGAACAGCAGCAUCCUGGUGAGCUGGAGCCCCCCUGCUGGAGCUGCCCUGCCUGUUGGGGGGUACGUGGUGGAGUGGGCAGAGCCACAGCUGCAGCCCUGGCACAGCUGGGUGAAGCUGCCCCCGUCCCACCUGGCCACGGUGAUAGCAGAGCACAUCAGAGACAACAUCUGCUAUCAGAUCAACGUGUCUGCACUUUACCAGCACAGAGCAGGACAGGCAGCAUCAGUCAGGGGGAACUCCACAGCGCAAGCUCCAUCAGCCGGGCCCCAGAUGCUCCCAGCCCCCUGGGGCAGCGGUGUCCUGGUGUCCUGGGAGGAGAUCCCAGCUCCCCAGCAGGGGGGCUGCAUCACUGGCUACCACAUCUACCUGCUCAGGAGGGGCAGGCAGGGCCAGCCCCGGCUCCACGGUGGGUGCCUGGCUGGGGGCUGCCCUGCAUCACUGAACAGCUCCAGGGGUCAUUCUGAGCUACUUUCAGUCUGGAACUAUCAGAUUUAUCCCUGCUUCUUCUCCCUCCUCUUAUUCCACUUCUUGCCUUUCUUCUUCUUCUUCCCUGUUCUUCCUCUCCUCUUCCCCCUCCUCCCCUUCCCACCUUUAUCCAGAGCCCAUUCCAGCUGCAGGCACUCAAUCCCGCGCCAGGCUCUCCAUUUCCAUCCCUGUUUCCCUGCAGCCGUUCCUGCCGGGGACGCUCCUCGCUCCCUGCACAUCCCUGACCUGCAGCCGGGGGAGCACCACGACCUUUGGAUGACAGCGGCGACAGCGGCCGGGGAGGGGCCCCGGGGCAACAACGCCAGCGUCUGCCUGGAGAGUGCUGAGGGCUGGGUGACUCUGGUGCUCAUCUGCAGCUUCUUCAUCCUCUCAGCCUGCGUUUGUUCUGUGUCUCCAGCAAGGAAAGUAUUCCUGUCCCUCCUCUUGCCACAGUGGCAGAGUAAAGCCAUUCCCGACCCUGCCAACGCCACGUGGGCCAAGAGCUUAGCAGCUACCAAGGCGGAGCUGAGCGCUCCCUCCAGCCCCUUCCUGCCCUCCGAAGAGCCCGAAACGAGCCCGGUGGAGGAAACUUCGGGGGACCCUGAGCCCCCCAGCCCCGGGGACAUCCCCGGGGACAAGGCGGAGGUGGGCAGCGCCGGCAGCUGGGCGCAGGAGGAGCAGCAGCCGGCAGGGCUGUACCAGAGGCUGCUGCUGGAGGCGAUGGAGCCGGCGGGCGAGUACAUCUCCAACGCGGGCAACUCGCCCCUGCCCCCCGGCCCCGAGCCCGAGCCCAGCCCCCUCGCCUUCCUGAGCCCUGCGCUCUGCUGCCCGGGGAAUCUCACCUUGGACAGGGUCAAACUGAGCAGCAGCUCCUCCCCCGGGUAG
Molecule: messenger RNA, 2505 nt
Organism: Ficedula albicollis (Collared flycatcher)
Lineage: Eukaryota; Metazoa; Chordata; Aves; Passeriformes; Muscicapidae
Gene: IL12RB2
Product: interleukin 12 receptor subunit beta 2
Exons: 16
Biological process (GO): cytokine-mediated signaling pathway
Cellular component (GO): signaling receptor complex; external side of plasma membrane
Molecular function (GO): cytokine binding; cytokine receptor activity
Source: RefSeq, a predicted model, not a curated record